Messenger RNA from Saimiri boliviensis boliviensis (Bolivian squirrel monkey), 4282 nucleotides. The record is from RefSeq and is a predicted model, not a curated record. Lineage: Eukaryota; Metazoa; Chordata; Mammalia; Primates; Cebidae.
CCUGCCUUCCCCUGCACCCUCCUUCCUCCCUCCGCCCGGGAGCUCUACCCGGUCCCCGGCGCCGCCUCCUUCCCUCCCGGCUCCCCGCUCCCGUGGCUGCCGCCGCCCCGGGGAAGGAGAGACAGGGGUGGGGUUUGGGGGAAGCGAGAGAGGAGGGGAGAGACCCUGGCCGGGCUGGAGCCUGGAUUCUAGGGGAGGAGGGACGGGAGGAGGAGGAAGGUGGAGGAGAAAGGAGGGGGGAGCGGGGAGGAGAGGCCGGGCCUGGGGCCUUGAGGCCCGGGGAGAGCUGGGGAGCCGGGCCGGCGCGCCGAGAUGCUGCUGCUGCUGCUGCUACUGGCGCCACUCUUCCUCUGCCCCCCCGGCGCGGGCGGAGCGCAGACCCCCAACGCCACUUCAGAAGGUUGCCAGAUCAUACACCCGCCCUGGGAAGGGGGCAUCAGGUAUCGGGGCCUGACUCGGGACCAGGUGAAGGCUAUCAACUUCCUGCCGGUGGACUAUGAGAUUGAGUAUGUGUGCCGGGGGGAGCGCGAGGUGGUGGGGCCCAAGGUCCGCAAGUGCCUGGCCAACGGCUCCUGGACAGAUAUGGACACACCCAGCCGCUGUGUGAAUCGAACGCCACACUCAGAACGGCGCGCAGUGUACAUCGGGGCGCUGUUUCCCAUGAGCGGGGGCUGGCCAGGGGGCCAGGCCUGCCAGCCCGCGGUGGAGAUGGCGCUGGAGGACGUGAAUAGCCGCAGGGACAUCCUGCCGGACUAUGAGCUCAAGCUCAUCCACCACGACAGCAAGUGUGAUCCAGGCCAAGCCACCAAGUACCUAUAUGAGCUGCUCUACAACGACCCCAUCAAGAUCAUCCUCAUGCCUGGCUGCAGCUCUGUCUCUACGCUGGUGGCUGAGGCUGCUCGGAUGUGGAACCUCAUUGUGCUUUCCUAUGGCUCCAGCUCACCAGCCCUGUCAAACCGGCAGCGUUUCCCCACUUUCUUCAGAACGCAUCCAUCAGCCACACUCCACAACCCCACCCGUGUGAAACUCUUUGAAAAGUGGGGCUGGAAGAAGAUUGCCACCAUCCAGCAGACCACUGAGGUCUUCACUUCGACUCUGGACGACCUGGAGGAACGAGUGAAAGAGGCUGGAAUCGAGAUUACUUUCCGCCAGAGUUUUUUCUCAGAUCCAGCUGUGCCUGUCAAAAACCUGAAGCGCCAGGAUGCCCGAAUCAUCGUGGGACUCUUCUAUGAGACUGAAGCUCGGAAAGUUUUUUGCGAGGUAUACAAGGAGCGUCUCUUUGGGAAGAAGUAUGUCUGGUUCCUCAUUGGGUGGUAUGCUGACAAUUGGUUCAAGAUCUACGACCCUUCUAUCAACUGCACGGUGGAUGAGAUGACUGAGGCAGUGGAAGGCCACAUCACCACUGAGAUUGUUAUGCUGAAUCCUGCCAACACUCGCAGCAUUUCUAACAUGACAUCCCAGGAAUUUGUGGAAAAACUAACCAAGCGACUGAAAAGACACCCUGAGGAGACAGGAGGCUUCCAGGAGGCACCGCUGGCCUACGAUGCCAUCUGGGCCUUGGCAUUGGCCCUGAACAAGACAUCUGGAGGAGGCGGCCGUUCUGGCGUGCGCCUGGAGGACUUCAACUACAACAACCAGACCAUUACCGAUCAAAUCUACCGGGCAAUGAACUCCUCGUCCUUUGAGGGUGUCUCUGGCCAUGUGGUGUUUGAUGCCAGCGGCUCUCGGAUGGCAUGGACACUUAUCGAGCAGCUGCAGGGUGGCAGCUACAAGAAGAUUGGCUAUUAUGACAGCACCAAGGAUGAUCUUUCCUGGUCCAAAACAGAUAAGUGGAUUGGAGGGUCCCCCCCAGCUGACCAGACCCUGGUCAUCAAGACAUUCCGCUUCCUGUCACAGAAACUCUUUAUCUCCGUCUCAGUUCUCUCCAGCCUGGGCAUUGUCCUAGCUGUUGUCUGUCUGUCCUUUAACAUCUACAACUCACAUGUCCGUUAUAUCCAGAACUCACAGCCCAACCUGAACAACCUGACUGCUGUGGGCUGCUCACUGGCAUUAGCUGCUGUCUUCCCUCUUGGGCUGGAUGGUUACCACAUUGGGAGGAACCAGUUCCCUUUCGUCUGCCAGGCCCGCCUCUGGCUCCUGGGCCUGGGCUUUAGUCUGGGCUAUGGCUCCAUGUUCACCAAGAUUUGGUGGGUCCACACGGUGUUCACAAAGAAGGAAGAAAAGAAGGAGUGGAGGAAGACUCUGGAGCCCUGGAAGCUGUAUGCCACCGUGGGCCUGCUGGUGGGCAUGGAUGUCCUCACUCUCGCCAUCUGGCAGAUCGUGGACCCUUUGCACCGGACCAUUGAGACAUUUGCCAAGGAGGAACCAAAGGAAGAUAUCGACGUCUCUAUUCUGCCCCAGCUGGAGCACUGCAGCUCCAGGAAGAUGAAUACAUGGCUUGGCAUUUUCUAUGGUUACAAGGGGCUGUUGCUGCUGCUGGGAAUCUUUCUUGCUUACGAGACUAAGAGUGUGUCUACUGAGAAGAUCAACGAUCACCGGGCCGUGGGCAUGGCUAUCUACAAUGUGGCAGUCCUGUGCCUCAUCACCGCCCCUGUCACCAUGAUUCUGUCCAGCCAGCAGGAUGCAGCCUUUGCCUUUGCCUCUCUUGCCAUAGUUUUCUCCUCCUAUAUUACUCUUGUUGUGCUCUUUGUGCCCAAGAUGCGCAGGCUGAUCACCCGAGGGGAAUGGCAGUCAGAGGCGCAGGACACCAUGAAGACAGGGUCAUCGACCAACAACAACGAGGAGGAGAAGUCCCGGCUGCUGGAGAAGGAGAACCGUGAACUGGAAAAGAUCAUUGCUGAGAAAGAGGAGCGUGUUUCUGAACUGCGCCAUCAACUCCAGUCUCGGCAGCAGCUCCGCUCCCGGCGCCACCCACCAACACCCCCGGACCCCUCUGGGGGCUUGCCCAGGGGACCCCCUGAGCCCCCCGACCGGCUUAGCUGUGAUGGUAGUCGAGUGCAUUUGCUUUAUAAGUGAGGGCAGGGUGAAGGGGGACAGGCCAGUAGGGGGAGGGAAAGGGAGAGGGGAAGGGCAGGGGACUCAGGAAGCAGGGGGUCCCCAUCCCCAGCUAGGAAGAACAUGCUAUCCAAUCUCAUCUCUUGUAAAUACAUGUCCCUCUGUGAGUCCUGGGCUGAUUUGGGUCUCUCAUACCUCUGGGAAACAGACCUUUUUCUCUCUUAACUGCUUCAUGUAAUUUUGUAUCACCUCUUCACCAUUAAGUUUGUACCUGGCUUGAAGCUGCUCACGUGCUGCCUCCUCAGCAGCCUCACUGCAUCUUUCUCUUCACAUCCAACACCCUCUUCUAGUUACCACGGCAACCCCUGCAGCUCCUCUGCCUUUGUGCUCUGUUCUUGUCCAGCAGGGGUCUCCCCACAAGUGCUCUUUCCACCCCAAAGGGGCCUCUCCUUUUCUCCUCUGUCAAUCUCUUUUCAUCUUACUUGCCAUUCCACACUUUCCUGUGUUUGGCUCCCCGUGAAUUUUGCUUCCUUUGGGGGCUCAUUCAUUUCGCCAAGGCUCACAUGCUCCUUGCCUCUGCUCUUUGUGCACUCAACGCUCAGCACACAUGCAUCCUUCCCUCCCCUGCGUGUGCCCACUGAACAUGCUCAUGUGCACGCGUGCUUUUCCCAUGUGCUUUCUUCAUGUUCAGUCACAUGUACAUUUACAGCUACGUGUGCCGCUCUCAUGGUCAUGGGUCUGCCUUUGAGUGUGUUUGGGUAGGCAUGUGCAAUUUGUUUAGCAUGCUGAGUCAUGUCUUUCCUGUUUGCACACAUUUCCCUGUGUACCCUCCAUGUACCUUGUGUACCUUCUUCCCUUAAAUCAUGGUAUUCUUCCAACAGAGCCAUACGCACCCUACCCUGCACAUUGUAUCCCCUCUACUCAUUGCAGCCUCUGUUUCUGCUCCGACUUCCCCCAUCUCCAUUGUAUUCAUGUACUACCCUCAGUCCACACUCACAGUCGACUUCUCCCAAGACUGUUCCCUUUUUUGUGUGUGUAUGUGUGUGUGUGUGUGUGUGUGUGUGUGUGUGUGUGUGUUUGAGGGAAAUUAAGGAAAAAGAAAUGGGGGCAGGUUUGGAGAGCUGCUUCCAGUGGAUAGUUGAGAAUCCUGACCAAAGGAAGGCACCCUUGACUGUUGGGAUAGACAGAUGGACCUAUGGGGCGGGAGGUGGCGUCCCUUUCACACUGUGGUGUCUGUUGGGGAAGGAUCUCCCCGAAUCUCAAUAAACCAGUGAACAGUGUGACUCGG